AUGAGCACUUUCGGAGUGCCGCAGCAGCUGACUGCUUCUUCUCCUUCCCACGCGAAGCCCGCAUUCAAAUCGGUGCCCGUUUUGAAGAGCCGGACGAUCGGAACUCUGAAAAGACAUCUUUUCAUCACUUGUAAAACUCUGCUCUACAAUUUUCUGUCAGUCUCUCUCCGCGCGGAUUCGGUUUCUUUUCCAAUCAAUACCGGUAAGCCAUUGCUUUACUCAAAACUUUUGAUUUUCAGAACGUACGCGUACGCGAUUCUCGACGGUUCCCGAUCAUUUUCAGGACAAUUUACAGUUCGUUAUCAGACUUCAAUCUGCAGAAUCUAAAGAAUAAUCUUUCAGAAAGUUUGUGAAAGUGGCCACAACCGGCUACUCAUUCCUCGAUUCCGAUGGCAAACGGAUCGCCAAGUACGGUAUUUACUGGGGAAAAGACGAUCCGCGAAACGGGAUCCGAACGCUUCCGGCCGGUCAGAGCCACGUUGCAGCUGGGCUCACGGCCAUUCUGGAGGCGAUCAACGUGGCAAGAGAGGAGGAUCCGCCGCCGCCGCUCAUGAUUUAUUCGGAUUACGAACUGUGCGAAACACUCCUCCGCGACCUGUCCGGAUGGGCGAAACGGGACUUUUAUCAGCGGAACCACGAACUUAAGCUGAAGAAUGCGGCGGUUCUCAGCGAUCUUUUCCUGGCCGUUCAGGGACUACAACUGAAAAUAGUCUACAAACAAUCGAGAGAUGCUGACAGUUCGAAGAAUCGAGUGGCGACGGCGAUUAUGGAAGGAAUUCAGAAGAAAAUUGACGCAAAUUUGGAUAGAAUUCGAAGGGAAGGAGACGAGAAAGGAAAGAAAGAGUACUGUAGAGCAGAGAAUCCGGUGGAACCGGGCAUGAGAAUUGGUGAGGGAAGAAUGAAGAAGUUGGAAGAAAAAUAGAGUUCAGAUGACGUUGCAGGAGCAGAAGAAGGGAUGAUGGCGGAUAAGGAGGGACGGACAGUGACUGGCAGGAGAACGGACUGGUCGGAAGUAUACGUAGCGGCCAAGUGCGACACGAGAGACGGUGGGUUUGCUUGUGGGAAAGAAAGACAUGAGAACGCAGUUGUAAAAGUUGAUUAUGUUUAUUAG
Molecule: messenger RNA, 1111 nt
Organism: Caenorhabditis sp. 36 PRJEB53466
Lineage: Eukaryota; Metazoa; Nematoda; Chromadorea; Rhabditida; Rhabditidae
Source: the annotation of a GenBank genome assembly